AUGGGCAAUUUCGGGGUGCCUUGGCCGUGGUCUGUUUGUGUCCUUCGGCCACCUGCGUUGUUGGCCUUGCUUGCGUUGCUUGCAAACAGGAGGGAUGUGCAGUGGGUGUGGGUUGCAGGCCGAGAGGAAGCGGCAGCGGAUGGAAGGAGGUGCCCAGGAGAGAUAGAAGGAGAGACUGGGUCCGGGAAACGAACCGAGGGAUGUCGAAAAUAUCGGUCAAGGCAGCAGAGGACGAAGUGGCAACUCGCUGAACAAGGAGACGACCGAAGAAAAGAAGAAGAAAAACAAAAACAAAAAAAAAUGAACGAAGCGGUCCCGCAAGUGGCUGACCGCACAGACGUGCCUUGGAGGGUGACGGACGACGGCCAAGGAGGGGUGCUCGGUGCACGAGAGAAGUGGCACGCGCGGGUUCGAGGAACGGCGAGAUGUUGA
Messenger RNA from Sporothrix schenckii 1099-18, 432 nucleotides. RefSeq lists its product as uncharacterized. The record is from RefSeq and is a predicted model, not a curated record. The coding region runs from base 1 to 432 and encodes 143 amino acids. Lineage: Eukaryota; Fungi; Ascomycota; Sordariomycetes; Ophiostomatales; Ophiostomataceae. The transcript has 2 exons.